CGCGCAACCAUGCCGCGCCUCAAUCCCACGUCCCAGAAAGCCAUUGAGCGUUUACGGAGCUAUACCCCCCCACCGACGAGCUAUGAUUCCGUUCCGCUGUCCAGACGCGCCGCCGUUCUGGUCUUGUUGUAUGCGGAUCGGAAAGGGGAGUUGAGGGCCGUGUUGACUAUGAGGGCGAUGACGUUGAGUUCGUAUGCGGGACAGGCUGCUUUACCUGGGGGACGAGCCGACUCGCUUGAGGAAACCCCCUUCCAGACAGCGCGGCGCGAAGCAAAUGAGGAAAUCGGUCUACCGGACCUCAACGAGCAGCUUCCGCGGCCCUUUACAGUCGAGCAUCUCUGCGAGUUUCCCGCGAACCUGGCGCGCACGGAACUGGUUGUGCGGCCGUGUGUGGCGUUGCUGCAUUCAUUUGACGAGACGACGGGCGAGAAUGCCGACCCUGAGGUGUCGCUGAUCCCUAGGCUGGAUGCGCGGGAGGUCGCGGCGGUGUUUACGGCCCCAUUUCGCCAUUUUCUACGGAUGAAGGAUGAGGAGGAUUGGGGUGGCGAUCCGGAGGAUUGGUAUAAGGGGGCUUGGACGGAGUGGCAUCAGUCGACUUGGCGGAUGCAUCAGUUCUUUGUUCCGGUUCGUCCGAAGGAGGUGGUGAAGCCGAAGACGGGCAGCGAGGAGCAGCGACAGGCAGUCAGUCAACUGGAGGAACAGGAAAAGUCUUCAAAGGUGACCCGGUACCGGGUAUUCGGGAUGACGGCACGGAUGCUGGUCGAUGUGGCGCGGGUUGCGUAUGCGGAGGAGCCCGAGUUCGAGCAUAACAGCCACUUUGGAGAUGAGGAAAUGAUAGAACAAUUGCGAAAGAUGGGCCGACUGAGUCCGAUCCGGCGGAGAGGGGACCGAUUAACCAGGGAGGAUAUGGAGACGGCUGCGAAAUUAAGUUGAGAUUACUACAUCUGUAUGUAUGUUAGGAUAGACAUGUUUGGCGUCAAUGUGGGCUGGUUCUGCUUGCACGGAGGAUAGGAAUCGUGCCAUGAUACCCACAUUCAUCACACCCGAGCCGAGCUAAGUGUCAGUAG
Molecule: messenger RNA, 1067 nt
Organism: Aspergillus heteromorphus CBS 117.55
Lineage: Eukaryota; Fungi; Ascomycota; Eurotiomycetes; Eurotiales; Aspergillaceae
Product: NUDIX hydrolase
Exons: 5
Coding region: 10-933 (307 amino acids)
Biological process (GO): coenzyme A catabolic process
Molecular function (GO): acetyl-CoA hydrolase activity; coenzyme A diphosphatase activity
Source: RefSeq, a predicted model, not a curated record